Clonostachys solani is the source of this 1854-nucleotide messenger RNA. The record is from the annotation of a GenBank genome assembly. Lineage: Eukaryota; Fungi; Ascomycota; Sordariomycetes; Hypocreales; Bionectriaceae.
AUGCCGAUAAAGAAGCCUCCACCUGAGAAGUCCCUUCCGAAUGUGCACCCCGAGUUCGACUUCGCUCUCAAGAGAGACACUGCGGACGUUGAUUAUAUCCCCCGGAUAGAAGGUGGCUACUUCCGCGCAGGCCUUCACCGUCCAACUCGCCCGUCGACCGGCCUCCCACCUUACCGAUACUCCCCGCUCCCGAGCAGCAGUGAGUACGUCCGUUGCCUCGUUCUGCAACCUGGCCAGGCGGACGAUGAUGUCGUCAUCAGCCUAGAGCCCAUCUGGUUUACCCGCGGCUGGACCAUCCAGGAGGCGUGGCUGACCCAGAACGCCGUCGUCCUCUGGGGCGAGAACGACCUCGAGGUGUCGUGGCUGGACCUCGUCCGCACGUAUCUCUGGGUCGAGGGCCGCGCCACCAACGCCGGCCUGGGCCUGCGUCACGACCUCACCAUGGCCGAGGUGCACCGCACCAUGUUUGCGCGGGCUCGUCCGGCCGAGGCGCGCGCACUCGGCGUGGACGACUGCGACUGCAGCUUCCUCGAGGUGCUCGAACAAGCCCGAGUGGUGGCCAUGACCGACCCGCGCGACCGCAUCUACGCCUUCCUGUCACUCGCGGCGGCUGGUGGAGAGGAUGGCGGCGAUGCCGACUUGAUCCGUACUAUCCAGCCAAACUACAGGGACUCCUUUCACCACGCUUACUUGGAGUUUGCUCGCAAUUACGUCCGCUCGUCCCGGGACGGACGCCUUUUGCACCAUGUGGUCCAUGAUGACGAGACACUCGGCGAUGCGCAGCUCCCAUCUUGGAUCCCGCGCUGGAAUAUUGGUUAUUACAAUUCACGUAUACCCAUCGGCCCUACAUGCAUGACCGUCGACCUUGUCGACCUCAGUCCAGUGGUCAGCCAGCCGGGAGACUCCCCCAGCAGUGAUACCGACAGCUCAAGCGCCCGGGAAUGGUGCCUGAAGACGCGCGGCGUGCUCAUGGACACCGUCACCUCGGUCCUCUCACUGCCGGCGCCCGAAGCCCUGGACAUCGUAGAACACAUCGUGCCCCUCCUUGCCAGCACGUGGUUCGAUCUGGAGGAGGCCGUGGAGGGAAGCCCGCCCCUGGCCUACGCGCCUCACAUGGUCACGACGGCCGUGCUGCGGUGCCUGACCAUGGGACGGCACGCGGGCGACCCCGAGACGUGGCCGGAUCACAUGCUCGAGUACUGCCAACAUGUCAAGACCUUGACCUUGGACUGGCUUCGCCGUCGGGACAAGCUUGCUGAGAGCGGAGACGAAGGAAAGGAGGAGGACAAAACAGUGGUCUCGGAAGAGGAGGAGGGCCGGCAGCAGGUCAGAGACUUCACACCGUCGCAGGGAGGAGAGCCAGAGAGCAAUCCUCAGGACUUCCUGGAACUCGUCGUAGCCGAGCUCUCCCGCCACGGAAUAAGUUUACCCGUAGGCAGCGGUGAAGAAGCAAAAGAGAACGAUCCUGGCCCAACAACCCCCGAAGCCGAAGAUGACCAGCGACAGGCAGAAGGUAGUCGGUCCGGCUCAAGCAGCGGCGUGGACAAGGUCCACGACAUCGUAAAGUCGUCCGCCCGCAACAGGGUCUUCGUGAGGACGGCGAGGGGCUACUACGGGCUGGCACCGGGCCCCACGACGGCCGGAGACGUCCUCGCCGUCCUGAGCGGAGGAUAUGUGCCCUUUGCGCUGCGCCCGGUGGGAGGAGGAAGACAAGAUGGCAACGCUGGCUGCUUCAAGAUUAUCGGGCAGACGUGGGUCGAGAGCGUGAUGCUUGGGCCGGUCUGCGAUGAGGGGCCGGGAUGGCAAGACUGGAGGGCCUGGGGUGCGGAGGAGGAGGAAAUCAUACUCUUGUAA